AUGCAACGUGACUCGUUUCGUCCGCCAUUGAAUCAUACGCAAUCUACUGUGACACCUCAACCCUCGUAUGGCGCGUCGACCCAAUUAUUCAGACGAUUAGUAUGGGAAGGGACGAUUCCACUCGAGAUAAAGAUUGAUAGCAAAGAACUACCGGCGGGCAGUGACCGUAAUUUGGAGAGCUAUUAUAUCCAAGCCCCCCGAAUCUCCUACCUUCCACUGUUGCUACCCGACAUACGCAAGCACCUCACAGAUCUUGUAUUAGACGAACAUGCUUCUAAAGCGCUAAAAGAAGAAGAUAUGUGGUUCGAGGAGGCCGAAACAAAACAACCUAUGAGAUGGCACUGGUCUCUCGGAUUGCUUUACGAUCAUUGCCAGGGCGCGCGGUCACUGGCUGCCCAUCGCGACCCUCAAUCUUCUACUGACCUUACUUGGACAACAGGACCGAAGCCUCGCGCCGUACCACUGAAGUUGAUACUGCAUCUCGCUAGUGCGCCAACGGAAAAGCUGUUGCUCGGGCCAGGUGUAGACGCCUGCAAAGCAGCUUUCAUGGGUCAGUUGAAAGAAGGCGACUUUGUGCGAUGGGGGAACACCAAGCGGGUCACCGCACUACGCAAGGCGGAUCAAGACGGAAUUUGGGACGGAGUUAAGGACCAUAACUUCGAUGAUUUCUGGAAAAUUGCUGGAAAGAUAUUCCCUACAACGUCAGCUCCUAGUGCUCAAUCGGCUCCGAUACCGCAUCAUUCGAGCACAUCACUUCACAGACCAUCUUCUACUGGCGCGGAGCCAUCUGAACAAAACGCGGCGCAUGCAGUUCGUUCUAUUCCUAUGCGAAUCAUCCUUCCUGAUGGACCUGUGUUGCAAGAUCAGGUUCCUCCGACAAGCCCCAAUGGCGGGCCGAUGACCCUCGGAGAACAUCUUCGUACAAUUAUGCCUUAUCUGUUUGGAAAGGACGAAGCGAAUAGGAGCUCGAACUGGGAUCUUGAACCCCCAGUACUCUUCACUACUACAACCAGCGGUUCCUCCUCUACUCAGCUCUUUUAUAAACUCAGCUCUUACUACUCUAAUCAAAUGGAUUCCACUGCUGCCUAUACCUACUCCUUCACCUCUGUUCCCGAGGUCGAGCAACCAGUUGACCAAGAGCUCUCCAGCAGGAACGGGUCGGGCUCAUACUGCGUCAUUGCAUAA
This is a messenger RNA of Rhizoctonia solani, 1185 nucleotides long. RefSeq names its product autophagy protein APG5. Bases 1 to 1185 code for a protein of 394 amino acids. Gene Ontology annotation, biological process: C-terminal protein lipidation; cellular response to nitrogen starvation; autophagosome assembly. NCBI's taxonomy places the organism in Eukaryota, Fungi, Basidiomycota, Agaricomycetes, Cantharellales, Ceratobasidiaceae. The transcript is spliced from 5 exons. The record is from RefSeq and is a predicted model, not a curated record. Gene Ontology annotation, cellular component: cytoplasm; Atg12-Atg5-Atg16 complex; phagophore assembly site membrane.